Molecule: messenger RNA, 905 nt
Organism: Solea solea (common sole)
Lineage: Eukaryota; Metazoa; Chordata; Actinopteri; Pleuronectiformes; Soleidae
Exons: 6
Coding region: 97-798 (233 amino acids)
Source: RefSeq, a predicted model, not a curated record
GCCCACUGGAGUCUGAACAAGACAACGGUCAGCUUUAAAGUGUGAUCAGUGACAUACGCAGACAAACAGAUUCAGGAUCGUGGUGUGAGCAGAGCCAUGACGGGGGUCGUGUAUGUUGCCGCGGCUGUGCUCAGUUUCCUCUCUGUGGGACAGUCGGCUCCUGUGACAGACUGUGAGAGUCUGAUCCAGCCUGUUAAAAUCCAGGACAGAGAGCAGCUGCUGGGCAAAUGGAUCUACCUAGCAGAAAGCACAAACUUCACUGGAUCCAAACUGCUCACUAACAUGCUUGUGGAAACUGUCUGGGGCAAAAUGACUGCUGCUAAUGAGAUUGAUGCCAUCCAUCAUUAUCAAUCACUAAAGAUGUUUGGCCAAUGCUUCGCUGUCAGAACUAAUCUGACCUUGGAAAACAACACUUUUUCCAUGGUGCAACCUUACCCUGCAUCAGCUGAAGUGCUGAAAUCUGGCUGUGCCGACUGCCUCGUUUUUCACAUAAAAUACAGCUUCAUUUUUGGAAGGCAAUAUAGGGGUCUACAGCUCCUCAGCAAGAGAACUAAUGUGUCCACUGCUGAGCUGCAAGAAUUCAAGAAGCAGGUUGAAUGUCUGAAUUUGCCACCACCUGCUAUCCUGGUGACAGAUACAGGGUUGUGCCCAGAUGAGUCUUCCUCUCAGGAAACUGAGACCGUGGAUCUAACCAGUCACAUGGGAAACAUGGAUCCUCAAGUCUCAGAUCUGAUGGAAACGAUUCUGGGCAUUGGGAGUGCGCUGGAUAAACUUGCCAGUCUGUUCACCUCUGCAUAACUGGAUUAAAAUGAAAUUAACAACAUCGACAAUGUGUAAUAACAUGCUUACAUAAGGACUGUGUCAUGUCUGUGUGAAGACAAUAAAGACACCUAUCUAUCUCUGGA